Haliaeetus leucocephalus (bald eagle) is the source of this 2328-nucleotide messenger RNA. It is a transcript of the gene HHIPL2, whose product is annotated as HHIP-like 2. Bases 1 to 2328 code for a protein of 775 amino acids. The record is from RefSeq and is a predicted model, not a curated record. Lineage: Eukaryota; Metazoa; Chordata; Aves; Accipitriformes; Accipitridae. The transcript is spliced from 9 exons.
AUGAAUGAACCAUACUAUAAAGAAGUCCAGGAUUUCUAUAUAUCUGACCUCAAGAAACCUACACUGAAGGAAGUGAAUAUUUGGCCAUGCAGUGGAAGGAGCAGCAGCAGCUCUGGAGUUUACUUUUCUUGCCCACAUGUCUUUCUUUGCCUCUCCUUGUUGUGCCUGAUAGGCGGUCUGCUAGGGCAUCCUCAGUGUCUGGAUUACAGGCCGCCUUUCCAGCCCCCUUUUCACUUGGAGUUCUGCUCUGCCUAUGAAAAUUUUGGCUGCUGCGAUCAGGAGAGAGACAACGGCAUUGCAGCAAAAUACUGGGAUAUCAUGGAUUAUAUUGAUCCCCGGGGGCAUAAGCUGUGUGGAAGGUAUAUCAAAGAUAUCCUGUGUCAGGAAUGUUCUCCAUAUGCUGCACAUCUCUAUGAUGCAGAAAACCCUUGGACGCCUCUAAGAAACCUCCCAGGACUUUGUUUUGACUACUGUUCUGAGUUUCAUUUCAACUGCUACUCCACCAUCAGUCUGCUGACGAAUGAUAAGCACAUCCAAGAAUGCUGCAAGACAAACAAGACGCGCUUUUGCAACCUCCUUCACCUACAUGAUGAGGACUACUGCUUCCCCAAUGUGCUGAAGAACACAGCCCUCAACCGCAACCUGGGCUCAGUGAUGGAGGACCACAAAGGCUGCCUUCAGCUCUGUCUGACUGAGGUUGCCAAUGGCCUGAGGAACCCGGUGCUCAUGGUGCAUGCGAAUGACCGUACCCACCGCAUAUUUGUAGCUGAGCAGGUGGGCGUGAUCUGGGUCUACCUACCUGAUGGCAGCCGACUGGAGGAGCCUUUUCUGGAUAUUAGAAGUACAGUGCUGGCUACGCCGUGGAUAGGGGAUGAGAGGGGCUUUCUGGGGAUGGCUUUCCACCCCAAGUACAAGUACAAUAGGAAGUUUUAUAUCUAUUACUCAUACAUGGAUAAGAACAGAGUGGAAAAGAUCAGGAUCAGUGAAUUGAAGGUUUUGGCAUCUGAUGCCAACAAAGCUGAUCCACGCUCAGAAAGGAAUCUUCUGGAGCUUGAGGAACCAGCUGCAAAUCAUAAUGGUGGGCAGCUGCUCUUCAGUGUGGAUGGCUAUAUGUAUCUAUUCACAGGGGAUGGAGGGAAAGCUGGAGACCCUUUUGGAAAAUUUGGGAAUGCUCAGAACAAGAGUACUUUGUUGGGGAAAGUCUUGAGGAUUGAUGUGGAUGGAAAAAGCCCUGAUGGAAAGCCUUAUCGCAUCCCUCCUGAUAAUCCAUUUGUGUCUGAUCCCAAGGCCCGCCCUGAGGUUUAUGCUUAUGGGGUCAGGAAUAUGUGGCGCUGUGCAGUUGACAGAGGGGACCCUGUCACGAAAAAGGGAAGAGGGAGGAUAUUCUGUGGGGAUGUUGGGCAGAACAGGUUUGAAGAAAUCGACAUCAUUGUUAAAGGAAGGAACUACGGCUGGAGAGCAAAGGAGGGAUUUGAAUGCUAUGACACAAAGCUUUGCCACAAUUCCUCUUUGGAUGACAUUCUUCCAAUAUUUGCAUACGGCCGCAAUGUGGGGAAGUCAGUCACUGGAGGUUAUGUAUACAGAGGAUGUGAAUCGCCCAACUUGAACGGCCUUUAUAUUUUUGGUGAUUUCAUGAAUGGUCGACUUAUGGCUUUACAGGAAGAUAAGAAGACAAAUAAGUGGAAGAAGCAAGAUAUCUGCAUUGGCAGCGCAAGAGCUUGUGCUUUCCCUGGAAUGAUCAGUUCUUACAGCAAAUUCAUCAUCUCAUUUGCUGAGGAUGAAGCAGGUGAGCUGUAUUUUAUGUCUACUUCUUAUCCUAGUGCCUAUGCACCACAUGGAUCACUAUACAAGUUUAUUGAUCCUGCAAGGAGAGCUCCACCAGGGAAGUGUAAAUACAAGCCUGUUCCAGUGAAAACUAAGAGCAAACAGAUACCAUUUGUUCCACGUGCAAAGACUGUCCUUGAGCUGCUUAAUGAACCUUCAACAACCAAGCCUCUGAAAAAAUCUUCUACUUCCACUGCAGCCAUCCCAACAGUUUCUUUUAGGAAAGCUAAAAAGACCCCAUCCACCAAAAUAAAAGCAUCAACAGUGAAACCAGCUCCAUCUGGUAAAAAGAGACAGAAAAUCAAAGCUGAGGCUAAACCUCACAAGCCAAAGCAGGAAGAGAAGGUUGCACACAUUUCCAGAACUACACCAGCACCACCUUUGCCAAAAAAGAAGAGCUUCCACCUAACCAGAACCAAGAAGCUUCUUCCAAAGAAAGCAGCACUAGCUAAGGAAAAACUGGAGAAGAGGAAGAAUGAGAGUAGAUUAAGAAGCAGCUCUUGA